Messenger RNA from Vidua macroura (Pin-tailed whydah), 2406 nucleotides. RefSeq names its product guanine nucleotide-binding protein G(q) subunit alpha. The record is from RefSeq and is a predicted model, not a curated record. Gene Ontology annotation, molecular function: G protein-coupled receptor binding; GTPase activity; GTPase activator activity. The transcript is spliced from 8 exons. Gene Ontology annotation, cellular component: heterotrimeric G-protein complex. The coding region runs from base 52 to 1131 and encodes 359 amino acids. Gene Ontology annotation, biological process: action potential; adenylate cyclase-modulating G protein-coupled receptor signaling pathway; phospholipase C-activating dopamine receptor signaling pathway. Lineage: Eukaryota; Metazoa; Chordata; Aves; Passeriformes; Viduidae.
AGCCGCGACAGCUCUUCAGCAGCAGUUCUCCUCGCGCGAGGGUUAGGAAGAAUGACUUUGGAGUCCAUGAUGGCGUGCUGCCUGAGCGAGGAAGCCAAGGAAGCCCGGCGGAUCAACGACGAGAUCGAGCGGCAGCUGCGCCGGGACAAGCGGGACGCCCGUCGGGAACUGAAGCUGCUGCUGCUGGGCACAGGAGAGAGUGGCAAAAGCACGUUCAUCAAACAGAUGAGAAUCAUUCAUGGAUCAGGUUACUCUGAUGAAGACAAAAGGGGCUUUACGAAAUUGGUGUACCAGAAUAUAUUUACAGCAAUGCAGACCAUGAUCAGAGCAAUGGAUACCCUCAAAAUCCCAUACAAGUACGACCAUAAUAAGGCUCAUGCACAGUUAGUUCGAGAAGUCGAUGUAGAGAAGGUGUCAACUUUUGACAACCCCUAUGUAGAUGCACUGAGAAGUUUAUGGAAUGACCCUGGAAUCCAGGAAUGUUAUGAUAGACGACGAGAAUAUCAGUUAUCAGAUUCAACAAAAUAUUACCUUAACGACUUGGACCGCAUAGCAGAUUUGGCCUAUCUGCCAACUCAGCAAGAUGUGCUUAGAGUUCGAGUCCCAACAACAGGGAUCAUUGAAUAUCCAUUUGACUUACAAAGCGUCAUUUUCAGAAUGGUGGAUGUAGGAGGCCAACGAUCAGAAAGAAGAAAAUGGAUACAUUGCUUUGAAAAUGUCACAUCUAUCAUGUUCCUAGUAGCUCUUAGUGAAUAUGAUCAAGUGCUUGUGGAGUCCGACAAUGAGAAUCGAAUGGAAGAAAGCAAAGCACUCUUUAGGACAAUUAUCACAUAUCCAUGGUUCCAGAAUUCUUCGGUCAUUCUGUUCUUAAAUAAAAAAGAUCUUUUAGAGGAGAAAAUUAUGUACUCCCAUUUAGUUGAUUAUUUCCCAGAGUAUGAUGGACCACAACGGGAUGCACAAGCAGCACGAGAGUUCAUCUUGAAGAUGUUUGUAGACCUGAAUCCAGAUAGUGACAAAAUUAUCUACUCCCACUUCACUUGUGCUACAGACACAGAGAAUAUACGCUUUGUCUUUGCUGCUGUCAAGGACACGAUUCUACAGUUAAACCUGAAGGAAUACAACCUGGUCUAACUGUGCCUAAGAGGCCCUCCAAGACCACCUUUGUGUGAUUGAAGAUGCACAAUAGGGACUGGAUUAUCUGUGAAAACAAGUUGCAUAAUACUAAUUUAUUGCUGGCCUGUACUCUGUGAAUGUUCAGAGUUUUUUAGUUGAUAUUAUGAUUUUAUUUAAACUAUGUAGAGGAAAACCAAAAGAUGCUGAAGUACAUUCACAGUACAUUUUCUUAUUUUUUAGGCAAAAUCUUGUGACUCGGUGGUUUCUAAAUUCUCAGUCAUACACUCAAAAAGGAUAACAGGUUUGUGCUAUUGAAGCAAAAUCAAGCUGGUUUCCUCUUUCCCUGACCCUUUCUCUCCCUCCUUCCUCCCCUGCUAUGUUUUAAAAGUACAAUGGCCAUUUUACUACUUGCAUUCCUUGAUAAUAUAUUUCCAGUUUAGUGACUUGGCCAAGAAAAUUACUAUCAUCAGAAGUGAUCAGUCAUUCAAAUUUUACAGAAUGUGCUUUCUCUGAAGGAUCAGAAGUAUUGAUAGUAUGAUUUUUUUAAUUCUUAAAAUUAGUGUUCUCAUUCUGUCUUCACUUCUGAGACUAGAAUAUUGGGAAUUGCAAAAUAUAAAUAGUUGUGUAUGGAUUUAGAAUUUAAACAUACUUUCACAGUUCAGAAAGAUGCAUAGAAGACAGUAAUAAAAUAAUUAAAGACAUAAAUGUUCAUAGAAUAUCAUUGAGUCUCUUUUUAAUUGCUAUGUGCCAUUAUUUUCUCUUUUCUUUAUUCACUAAUGACAAGUAGAAAUGUCAUGGACACUACAUUUUCCCCAGUGACUACAGCUGGAAACAGGGUUAGGGGUUUAUUUUUCAGUUGUGUGCAUUUUUUCUUAAGUUAGAGCUUUUUUAAAGUGUUUUUCCACUGUAGAAAUUUUUUUUUUCUGUAUAAAAUCUUGCCAAAUAUGGCUUUUUAUGAAACCAAUACUUUUGAAACAUAAGAUAGAGAUUGAAAUGCCAAACUAAUGGAUUGGGAAUUGACCUGAUUGAGUCAACUGCCAAAUGAUAAACAUAGUUUUAACUCAUAUGUUCUUGUUUUUAUUGUGUUCCAUUUUCUAAUGCCAAAAACAACAGUGUGAGUGAAUAUGCUACUCAGUAUAUGUGUAUAGAAGACAGUUUAAUUCUCUCCUUAUGUCAGAGAUGGCAUGAGAUUGCAUACAAUGUUUUUUCUAAUAAUAUCAAGCACCUCGUUUAUUACUGAUGAAUGAUCACAUUCAGAAACCUUUCUUGAUAAGGUUGCCUCUUAACCUAUUC